Messenger RNA from Ricinus communis (castor bean), 1086 nucleotides. RefSeq names its product protein YIF1B. The record is from RefSeq and is a predicted model, not a curated record. The transcript has 5 exons. Lineage: Eukaryota; Viridiplantae; Streptophyta; Magnoliopsida; Malpighiales; Euphorbiaceae. Gene Ontology annotation, biological process: endoplasmic reticulum to Golgi vesicle-mediated transport. Gene Ontology annotation, cellular component: COPII-coated ER to Golgi transport vesicle; Golgi membrane; endoplasmic reticulum membrane. Bases 173 to 982 code for a protein of 269 amino acids.
UUUGUCUUUUAAUUUCCUUUAAUAGCAUUUCUCACCGACCUGUUACUUCAAAUUCCCAAUUGCUUCUCACUAUAGCCUGUUUUAGAUUCCCUUCACCGGUAAUCUUUCGCCGGAACUUAGAUCUACAGCCGCCGCGAUAUCCGCCGGCUCUCACAUCGCCGUUUUCAGAGAAAUGUAUAACAAUGUUGGAACUCAGCCUGGGGUUCCAAGGCCGCCAACAAAUCCUCAGCCGAAUCCAUUUGGGAAUGCGUUUUAUGGAGCUGGUUCUGGACUUAUUAGAGGCGGACUUGGUGCUUAUGGAGAGAAAAUUCUUGGAUCCAGCUCUGAAUAUGUACAAAGCAAUAUAAGUAGGUAUUUCUCUGAUCCCCAGUACUAUUUUCAAGUGAACGAUCAAUAUGUGAGAAACAAAUUGAAGGUUGUUCUAUUUCCAUUUCUGCACAGGGGUCAUUGGACACGGAUAACAGAGCCUGUAGGGGGCAGGCUUUCCUACAAACCUCCAAUUUAUGAUAUAAAUGCACCAGACUUGUACAUUCCCUUCAUGGCAUUUGGCACAUACAUUGUGCUUGCUGGCUUGUCAUUGGGACUUAAUGGAAAGUUUAGUCCAGAAAACCUUAAUUGGCUGUUUGUGAAAGGAUUACUUGGCUGGUUUAUGCAAGUUGCUUUGCUUAAAGUAACUUUGCUUUCAUUGGGCAGUGGAGAGGCACCCUUGUUAGAUAUUGUGGCAUAUGCUGGUUAUACUUUCACAGGGAUGUGUAUUGCUGUCCUCGGGAGGAUCUUCAUCAACUACUCUUACUACUUUUUGAUGCCAUGGGCCUGCUUAUGCAUGGGAAUUUUCUUGGUGAAGACUAUGAAGAGAGUACUUUUCGCAGAGGUGAGGACUUAUGAUUCGAGCAGGCAUCAUUAUCUCUUGCUAUUCAUUGCUUUGGCUCAGUUCCCACUUUUCACGUGGCUUGGCAACAUUACAAUUAAUUGGCUUUUCUAAAACUGAAUUACUUUGCAUUUGUAUUAAGAAACAGUUAUGUGUUUGUAGAGCCAUUGAAUUUUUAUAGAAAGCUUUUGCUGUAGUUAAAAACUUUUCAGGUUUUA